CUGCCACUUGUGUUGUACAGAAGUUUUCUUAUCUCCUCUGCUUGCCAAAGGCUGUUUCAUUGCAAAAGCAUUCACCCCCUUGUCAUUGCUCAUAUUUUACUGCCUCACAAUCUGGAAAUAAAAUAUAUAUUUUUUGUUUGCUCCAUUUAAUUGGCUGAACAUGCCUACAAACUUUGAAAGUGUAUUUGUUUAAUUGUGAAGCAAACAAUAUAUACAACUAAAAAGGGGGCGGUGCCGAAUAAAAGUGGAUCUCCCGGUGGGGCCGUGCGUGAGACAACCACUUCUGUGCCAUUACCAGGCUUUUGCAUAUGCGUAAUUGCGCGCGGUCAAUGAGAUGUUCCACUUUGAAUAUGCUGCGCAAAAACGCAGCGCUGCCGCAUCAAAGCUCAUUGAUGGGUAGAUGGCAGAGACGUGGGGGGACACGAGACAGAGCAGAGGGGUGUGUCCAUCCAAAAAGUUUUCCUCAAUGGGAUACCUGUAGGCUCCAGGCGCUUCGCAUAAAUACUCCCCCCUUAAAGAGUGGCUUCAGUCCUGAGGGAGAGACGGAGAGACGGCAUUUGUUUCAGGGUGGAUUAUUUGGCUGGAUUAUGAACGGGUUUGGACACCAGCCUGCAUCAAACCACCAGAGCAGCCCCGUUCAGCACCACAGCGCCCAGGAGCUCCUGGACAUGGCCGUCUACUGCGAGAACUACGGUGUCUACCAGCAGAACCUCCACCACCACCACCCGCAGAGGCCGCCGGCCCACUCCUCCAGCUACGGCCUGGGUGACUACACCUCCCCGUCGGCCAACCCCUACCUAUGGCUCAAUGGACCGGCCAUCAACUCCUCGCCGUACCUUCCCGGGAACAACGGCUCGUCUUACAUGCAGCCCGGGUACGGCUCGAACCAGAGGCAGUUCCUGCCGCCUCCAAGCGGGUUCGGUGGAGCCGACCUGGGCUGGCUUUCCAUCUCCAGCCAACAGGAGCUCUUCAAGAUGGUCAGGCCGCCGUACUCCUACUCUGCCCUCAUCGCCAUGGCCAUCCAGAGCGCACAGGACAAGAAGCUGACGCUGAGCCAGAUUUACCAGUACGUGGCUGACAAUUUCCCCUUCUAUAAGAAAAGCAAAGCUGGGUGGCAGAACUCCAUCCGGCACAACCUGUCUCUGAAUGACUGCUUCAAGAAGGUAGCGAGGGACGAGGACGAUCCAGGAAAGGGGAACUACUGGACUCUGGACCCGAACUGUGAGAAGAUGUUCGACAACGGGAACUUCAGACGGAAGAGGAAAAGGAGAUCGGAUAUAAACGGCGCUCUCCCGGUCAAAUCGGAGGACGCUCCGCAUAAACUCUGCGACACCGCCAGCCUCCUGGCGCCUUCCCCGCCCAGCCUGCACGGAUCCCCGGCCUCCACGGAGCCAAAGUCGUCGCCGCCCCCUUCCGCCGAGCACAGCCCGUGUCUCAGCAGCUUUGUGUCCGGCGUCAACUCUUUGCUGGCGGGGAGCGACGGCUCCGGGCUCCCCGGGGGAAUGUCCCAGAGCAGGGACAGCAUGUCAGGACUGGCCUCCUACUCCCCCUCUUUAAUCCCCCCUCUGAACUCUGACAACAGUAGAAUGAACUACUACACAUCGGCGCAGAGCCUCUCCAACCACUUCAGCGUAAACAACCUCAUAUACAGCCGGGAAGGAACAGAGGUUUAGACUGUUUGACGGUUCUACUGUAUGGAACUCCAAAAGUGCCAUAUGUGGAUAAAUAAGUGGUCAUGUUGUUACAUGUGUGUCAAUAAUUAAAGUAUAGCAACGAAUACAUUUAUUAUAUAUGGCAACAUUUUGUGUUUAUUUAACAAUAAAUAAAUAAUUUCAAUUGUUUUACCAAAUACAAAUGUGUUAAAUAUGCAUUUCACCAAAUAUGCUUUUAACCAAAAAGAAAACAAUGGGGGGAACCGCGUCACAGUUAAUUUCCCUAUUUUAUUAUUUAAUGGUUUUCUGUGCUGUAUAGUUUGAAAUUUGACAGAUUUCAAUAAAAACAUUUGCAUAUAAAUUAGAUACGAUUUGACACAAAUACCAAAAUUGUAAAAUGUUUAUUUUCACGUAUGUCAAUAAAUAUAUAUAUAUUUUUACCUAAACUGAAUUUACAAACUAAUACAAAGCUAAGUGCUUGGAGAUCCAUAGUGUCAACAUUGCCAUAAAUAAAUAUUGACGUAACUGCUUUUAUGUGGUCAUAAAUUUAGAACACCGACAUAAUUUUUAACACAUGUAUUUUAACUAUCAUUUUUCACAAGCAAAUAUAUUUCUCUUUUAACCAUAUCAUGAUAAAAUAUGGAGGUCCAAAAUUGCCACUUUUCAUACAUACUGUAAUUUAAGAAAUAUGUCAUAAUUCCGUACCUUUGAUUAACAAAAUAAACCCUUUCAUUGUUUUUUGUUGUUUUUGAUGUUGCAUUCUGCUGCACAUUAAUUUUUAUCUGGCAGCCAUACCCAAAGUAUGUGUCAAGCAAGGCAAAUGCUGCUCUGUAAUCAUAUAAUUAUUCUGGUGUAGGCUAACUGUGCAGGUUAAUAGAUCAGAUGUCAUCUGACAAAUCACAAUGUGUUAGUUUAUGAUACACUGCAGAUAAACCAUGAAAUAAUUCAGAAUUUUUCACUUUAAAAUAAAACUGCCAAUUGUAAUGAAUCCCCAAGAUGAAAAUUAUAUUUUCAGUAAAUAAAAAAAUAACAAUAAAGAAAAUAAAUUGAAAUAUUUCCAGUUUCUUUUUAGUCAAGGCGUGUAUAAAUUGCUUCAUUUAUUACAGUUUGGCACUUUUGGCAUUACUAAUCAUAGUAACCUUUGCCUUUUUUAUGUAAGUACAUUUGGUUUGGGUGACUUCGUUGCAGCUACCUUGAAUGAUUUUUGCAAUAUUACCUUUUAUUCUGGUAAAACUACAUCAACACGUAAUUCUGUCAAACGCAAGUUUAAACUUGCAGCUUUAUUUUCAUCUGAACAUCUUAACUCUUAGACCUGAUGGAUGUAUAUUUUGUGUAUUUCUACUUUUUAAAUGUUACUAAAGUGAUUUGUUUGCAGGAACCUUUGUCUUGGACAUGAAGACCUCCUUGUGCAGAAAUUGUUAU
Molecule: messenger RNA, 3074 nt
Organism: Fundulus heteroclitus (mummichog)
Lineage: Eukaryota; Metazoa; Chordata; Actinopteri; Cyprinodontiformes; Fundulidae
Gene: foxi1
Product: forkhead box i1
Exons: 2
Coding region: 309-1673 (454 amino acids)
Biological process (GO): anatomical structure morphogenesis; cell differentiation; regulation of transcription by RNA polymerase II
Molecular function (GO): RNA polymerase II cis-regulatory region sequence-specific DNA binding; DNA-binding transcription factor activity, RNA polymerase II-specific
Source: RefSeq, a predicted model, not a curated record